Molecule: messenger RNA, 2057 nt
Organism: Drosophila kikkawai
Lineage: Eukaryota; Metazoa; Arthropoda; Insecta; Diptera; Drosophilidae
Product: ubiquitin-conjugating enzyme E2Q-like protein CG4502
Source: RefSeq, a predicted model, not a curated record
UUUCUCUCCGCUUUCCGCGGAUUCGCAGCGAAAAAGUGCAGCUAGUGGAAGGAAAAAGUGGUAAAUCGGAAAACAAACUGCAGCGGAGUUUUGUUAGCGCGCAAUAAAUGAGAUAUAAUUCGGCGAAGUCUGCGUUAAAUUGCUAAUUGCAUUUGAUUGAUUUCGCGUUCGUUUUAUUUGCUUGUUGCGCGAAUUGCAAGACCAACUGCAUAAAUACAGAAAACCAAACUAAUAGAAAAAACGCUGAUAAGCACGAUUCGUGGGAAAACAACAACAAAGGCGUAUUGCAUUUUGCGGCUUAAGUCAUAACCAAAAACCACAAACAAUUUAAUGAAGAAGACUGAACAACCACGACGCCCCACACAAUAACUUGUAAACUAUAGGAAUUCAAAAGCCACCACCGCUCAAAACUAAACCUAAAACCACAAAAACAAAGCACAAGAAUUAUUAUAAUAACAAUUGACAAGGAGGAUAGACCAAGCCCAUAGCCAAAAAGCUAACAAAGAUGUCAUCGCGUUCCAAGGAGAGAGUUGUCACGGCAUUCCGCAAAAUCUUCCACAAGUCCAGCAACAACAACAACAACAACAAUAAUAAUAAUAACAACAACAACCAUAAUAAUAACAACAAUAAUAAUGACAAAAUUGAUGGUGCCACUGGCAGCAGUCCGAAUAUAACCAAUAACAACCACGAUGCUGCUGCAGCGGCAGCUCCAUCAGGUGGCGGAGGAGCAAUGGGCGGUGGAGCGGUGGGCGGAGGAUCGGGAUCUGGGUCCGGAGCUGCAGCCGCCUCAAAGAAUGCUGUGGUGCGUAUGGCAGCCGAACAGGCUGUUUGUGAUUCACCAGGCAAGCGGCGACGACAAGAUCACAAGGUGGCGCCGACAACGGGACGCCAUCUGGUGGCCGCGCCGGAUCAAACGAUCCGUUCGCGGCGUCUCAUGAAAGAGUACCGUGAAAUGGAGCGGCUGCAGUGCAAGAACGAUGCCGUCUUCACAGUGGAACUCGUCAAUGACAACCUGUUUGAGUGGCAUGUCCGCCUUCACGUGAUAGAUCCCGACUCACCACUUGCCCGGGACAUGGUUGAGAUGGGCGUUCCGGCCAUCCUGCUGCAUUUGAGCUUCCCCGACAACUUUCCGUUUGCCCCGCCUUUUAUGCGUGUCGUGGAGCCGCGCAUCGAAAAGGGUUAUGUUAUGGAGGGUGGGGCUAUUUGCAUGGAGCUACUUACGCCCCGCGGUUGGGCCAGCGCCUAUACGGUGGAAGCUGUCAUCAUGCAAUUCGCUGCCAGCGUUGUCAAGGGUCACGGACGGAUUACGCGCAAGCCAAAGAAUGCAAAGGAGUUUACUCGUCGCCAGGCGGAGGAGUCGUUCCGUUCGCUGGUAAAGACACACGAGAAGUACGGAUGGGUGACGCCCGCUUUGGCCGAUGGCUAAGGCCAACCGACUACCCAAGAUUCCAGAUACCAAAACCGCGAUGAAACUCCGCUCAGAUGCUCUGCGUUUGCCAACUCAACACAACAACAACAACCAAUGCAAUUUAAUAUUCAGUCGUCGCUCAUAGAAAUGCUUCACCCAUCAUUACAUAUUACCCAUCACCAGUUGCGAUAGGUUCUCGCUGGGACAUACUUCUUAGACAAGUAACGAACGAUUUCAAUUGCUAAACCAUCCAGAAAGAAAGCCCAAAGGAGGAAAAACACAGAAGAAACGCAUCAAGCAACAAAUUAGCUUAAUAUGUAUUUUUAGCUCGUAGACAAAAAAGCAAAAUGAAAAACUUUCGUCGAAUACAGAAAAAAGAAAAGGUUAUUUAAGUCUUAAGUAUUAUAUUAGUUGAAAAAAGGAAAUUUAUGUGAAGCGUAAAAAAAGAAACCCAAUUUCCCAUAUGGCUUACAGAUUUCAAUUAGUCUGAUAUCUUGGUUCCGACUGUGUUACUUUAUAAUUUCUUGUGAUUUCCGUUUACAUUUAACAAUGGAAAAAAAAACUAAAUUACAACGGAUGCUUGUAAAACACGACUAUGUUUUCUUAAGUUUCGCAUAAUAAAUAAAUAUAACAUGUGUCUAUAAAUGCA